Molecule: messenger RNA, 2499 nt
Organism: Exophiala spinifera
Lineage: Eukaryota; Fungi; Ascomycota; Eurotiomycetes; Chaetothyriales; Herpotrichiellaceae
Exons: 1
Coding region: 1-2499 (832 amino acids)
Molecular function (GO): protein binding
Source: RefSeq, a predicted model, not a curated record
AUGAAAUCCUCCAGCCUGACCCGGGGCGUCUUUCGGGCAAUCAUUGCCAAUCGACCUUAUGUCGUUCGAGACUGCCGGCGCCGUAUUGCGUCAAGACCGAGACCUCGUGUUCUACCACCGACCAUUCGACUAUCUCAGAAGCGUAACUUCUUUGGUUUGACCUUCAGCGGCGGGCAGAAGACCUUGGUGGGUGCAAAGAAUACCGAGGCCAAUAUCGAAGCUGCCCUGCUCCGCCUGGUCGAUCUUGUCAAAGCGAGGAGGUCACAAUCGAGACUGCCAUCCGACGAGGAGGUCGCAGAUGCUUUCAAGUUUUUCUUUGACUCCAGAGUUGCAGCGCCCGGACGACUGACGAGGAACGAGAUCUUUUUGGUCACAGAAGCAUUCAAGCAUUUACAAGAGCGAGGACACAUCUUAUCUGGAGAGGAAAAGGCAGCGCUGUCAGAAGAAGACUUGGACAAUGUGUUGCUGGUAUUGGCGUCGUCCACGGGCCGAGAUAGGUACCGAAGUGACGCCCGCAUCCUGGCAACUCUUGUCUUCGAGGCUCUGCAGUCGAGAUCCGGUGUCGUCGAUGACAUAGAGCUGGCGCCAGAGGCUGGGCAUCAGGCCGUGAAGCCCUCCCUGCUGGUGACCUACAUCACUGUGCUCGCCAAAACUGGUUCUGCUCAAGAUGCCCUGGAGCUCUUGCGACGGUCUGAACAAAGUACCGAGAGAGCAAGCCUUUCCAUGUGGACAGCCAUUCUUACCGGAUUGGCGAAUGAAGGCCGGACACAAGAAUUCUGGAAGGUCGUUCAGGAAAUGCAAGACACGGCUGGUCCGCUGGAUGCAGGCGCCCAGCAGUCGUUGGUGAGCUACCUGGCACAACGGGGCGAGUUCCAUACACUCCAGAGAGUAUUUGAGUUACCGCUGGAAGAGGGACAGGUGCCGACCACUGAGAGUCUGGUCAAAGCGGUAGACUGUGCUAUACAAAAUGGAGAUUUGAAAUGGGGAUCUCGAUUUGUCAAGGAGCUUGAAAAUCGGACCGAUUCUGGCGAGAUGGCGGGAACAUUAAUCCUCUGGUAUGCCUUGCGAGACCAAGAUCCAACUCAUAUCCGACAGAAGCUUGAGCAGAUGGCACAAUCGGGAGUUACUGAUGCAAUCACCAUGAAGACUCUCAACCGAUUGAUUGAACAUGCCUACUUGCAACACCAAGCAGAGAAUGCUGAGCGAUAUGUUCAAUUGGCGGAAGAUUUUGGGCUGAAACCGGACGCAAAAACACAUUCGGUUCAGCUGCACUACCAUCUUCACCAGGGAGAUCGCGCCGCGGCUUAUUCGACGUACGAGCUCCUUUUGCGGGAUGAUGUUCCUGCGGAUCGAUGUGACUCUCGCGUUCUCAACGAAUAUAUAACCUCACUGGCAUUUUCGGCAAACCCGGAAUAUACUCAUCUCAUGCAAAUUGUCGACCACAUUCUCGAUACCGAUGCUGAGUUGGAGCCCGAGGCCGUUGCCGGACUCUGCCAUGUUUUCUUGCAGAAGGAUGAGCUCGAAGAGGCGACGGGAAUUCUGCGUCACCGAAUCGACUCGUACCCGAUGGACGACCGAGCGCGUAUUGCCGCAGUCUUUCGUCAGUUUAUUGCAGACCCGACCAUCACAGCUCAACGAGCAUUCAACGCUUACGAACUUUUCCGACAUGCCUUUCCAGAGGCAGAGGUUGAGGACCGUAUCCCGUUGAUGCAAUCGUUCUUUGAUCGUGGUCGCUCGGAUCUGGCGUGUUUGGUGUUUGGUCACAUGCGACAACGGGAGGAGCCAGCUGCGAGACCCACGCCUGAAGCAUAUGCAAAAUGUUUCGAAGGCAUAGCCAAGUGCAAAGAUAUUGACGGACUCCAAAUGGUGUACAACAUGCUCAAGCUUGACUUGAUGGUCGAGCAAACGACGCGCAUUCACAAUGGCAUGAUGGCAGCGUACACGGCGUGCCAACAGCCAUUUUCGGCCAUCAUCGACCACUUCUGGAAGAUCAUGGAGUCCCGAGAAGGCCCGACCCUGAGUUCGUUCGCUCUCGCCCUCCAGGCUUGCGAGAAGUGGAUCCCCCAAGGGGCGCACGAAGCCAGACACAUCAUGGCGCUGAUGCAGAGUUUCAACCUUGUCAUCACCAAGGAGAUUUACGAUUGCUACGUGGGCGCUUUGGCGGGCCAGUCCGAGUUCGAGAAUGUGGUGGAGCUGAUUGAAAAGAUGGAGGAAGACAUCGGCGAACCACCGGACGUUCUCACCAUCGGGACCUUUUACAAUGCCAUACCCUGGCAAUAUAGGAAGGACGAGGUCGAAAAGUGGGCCAAGCAGGCGUACCCUGACUUGUGGGAGGAAUUGGAAUCGUACGGAGACGAGAUCGACGAGGAGUGGGAAAUUCGCUAUUUCAAAAUCGACCGAAACAUCGACAUGGAUGACGGCUUGUUGUUUGCCGAGGGAGAGUAUCAUCCUGUCAUUGCACAGGCGAGACAGACCACGCUGGAGGCACCGAGGAAGUAG